Molecule: messenger RNA, 8878 nt
Organism: Cydia pomonella (codling moth)
Lineage: Eukaryota; Metazoa; Arthropoda; Insecta; Lepidoptera; Tortricidae
Product: protein asteroid homolog 1-like
Exons: 2
Coding region: 6286-8052 (588 amino acids)
Source: RefSeq, a predicted model, not a curated record
AUAAAAAAAUGAAUUAGGUAAAUGCUUACAUACCGAUAUAUACGAAAAAUGUCUACUUUAGGUGCAUGUAUUAUGGUGCACCCACAUUGGCUGUCAGAAAAUGGACAGGGACAACGCAAUAAACUCUAUCAAUUAGGGUCAGCAUCGCGCGUGUAGCUCAUCUGGAGUUGCAGGCGUACAUAGGCUACGAAGACUGCUUACCAUCAGGCGGGCCGUAUGCUUGUUUGCCACCGGACGUAAUAUAAAAAAAACAUAAUUACAUACAUAGAUAACACUCAAGACUCGGGAGCAAAUAUUCGUGCUCAUUACACAAAUAAAUGCCCUUACCAGGAUUUGACCCCGGAAUCCCAGGGUCACUACCCACUAGGCCAAACAGAAAUUUAAGUGAAAAAGUAGUAGGUAGUAGAAGCAUCAUCGGCAUGAACGGCCGAAAUGAAUGAAACAGACAAUUUUUUCGCGAUAUCGGAAUUUGUCACACGGUUAAUCUUGUUCACUAGGUCAUACCUAAAGCACCUAAUCAUCUCGUAUGAUUAUGACUUAACUAAAGGGUUUAUGAAAUGUAAAUGAAUCAAUGAAGAAAAGAUUAUUUUUCAAUUAUUUUUCUCUAACUUGCAAUGAAAUGUUGAAAUGCCUACUACGUAUCCGGUGCGAUGAGUGAAGAUGAUUAUGUAAAGGAAUUUCAUACAGCCUUACAAGUCUUACAACACCUGGGCUUGCAAAGCAACCUUCUUUUGGUUUUAAAAUAUCAAAUUGGGACACAACGUCUUGGUAUUAAAAGAUCAAAAAAUAAUACCUAUUUUUAUAAAUAAAUAAUAUUUUUUAGUUAGCUGGUACGGUGAAAGCUGUAAUCGCAACCUAUUUUGCGAUUUGAUGGAAUGACAAUGAAAUUACAGCCGUCACUGUCCCCAAUGUAUUGAACACUAAACAGUGUAAUGGCAAAUAGAAAAACUAAAGUAGCUAAAAGUAGCAGUAACUACGAAUAAAACAAAUUGACUACAAUUUUUUUUUUCAUUGCAAGUUUGAGAAAAGUAUUAUACAGAUCUCGGCGAGAAACGGGGUUGCCAGCUGCGUAUCCCUAUCUGUAUCCGUCUAUAUCUCCUUGGCCUGCAACCCUUCGUUUGCCGUCCUCUAUAGUAAUGUACUAUUAAACAAUCAUUUAUUUGAAAGUCUAGAGUCUACCUGAUAGCCUCCGCCUGCUCUCGAAGGUUACGCAUGUGGUAGCCAUUACGACAAACAAAAGAUGGAACUUUCUUUAUUUGUGCAAUUAUGAACAAGCCGGUCGUUUUAUGACCCGGCUGUUGUCAAAAUACCGAAUAUCUCUUUUGGACAAUAUUAUGACUGUAAAGAAGAAAGUCCCAAGACACAGACAUAUUUUGUCUAUUGUUUAAAAUAUCUCCACAUUAACUAAGUUACAAAGCUCAGCCGAAACUACUAUGAAUGUCAAGUAAAAUAUUGGCAGUAUUAUUUAAUUGUUUUAAAAUGAGUUUUGCCAAGUGUUUGUUAAUGGGCAGUUGGGGAUGGUAUAAUAAAUACUUGAAAUGAGCAAAAUUAAAUCUUACUGUUAGAAUUAGACUAAUAACAAGGAAAAUAAUCAAGAUAUCAUAUCAAUUAAGUAGUUCGUUUAAAUUUUUACGUAGGUAGAUGAAGACGAACCACCGCAGUAAUCGAAUCAGAUAGAAUAUAAUACAGCAUUUAAUAAGGCGCCGUAAGUUCAGAGAGCCUAUCGCGAAACACGUUCGACAUGUUGCCUCCCUUACGAAUUUACAAGUGUUUAUAUCGAGCCCAAGUUGUUUAAUAAGGUUUCAAAUCAAUGAAGUUACUCGGGAAUGGUAUAAAUAAAUAAGAAUAGGUACUAAAUAAAGAAUAUUCAUAUUUUUGGCAAUCAUAUUAUGAUUUAAAAAAGCGCUACGAUUUUUCAAAAAUUCUAAUGACUGAACCCACGGGGCACCUUAAGUAAGUUAUUUAAAAAUGAGAUACCUAUGUCGAGUGUAGCUUGAGAAUCGUAAAUAAACUGGUCACGUCAGCACCUUCCGACCCGUCAAGGACUUCUUGGAAGCCAUUAUUCCUUAUCCCACUAGGUAUAGAUAAGAGAGGGCUUGGAAUUACGGGUUGGUAAUGUAAAGGCGCGGUGUAUAACGUAAGGUAUAUCGGAGCGGCUACACACACAUGUAAGUAGACCAAAGAAAUUCUACCGGAAUAUAACCACUAGCUCACCAAAAUACUACUGAAAACACCCAGACACAAACUACGAAAAAUAGUAGGAUUAAUUACUGGACAUAGCACAUUAAACAAACAUCUACAUAAUAUGGGUAAAACGGACAGCCCCAUGUGCAGAGCGUGCAUGGAAGAAGAGGAAACAGCGAAGAAUAUUCUCCUAGAUUGUAAACAGGUAGAAGUAUACAGGAACAAAUACCUUGGGACUCUGUGCACCCUAAAGGAGGCAUUUAGCAACCUGAAGACACUGCUAGGUUUCGUGGAGGAGCUGGGGUGGCUAGAGUAGUGCUACCUCGUUUUAACUCAAAAUAGGCACAAUGGUUGUCGAUUUGCGGAAAAUGCCCAGUAUAACUAACUAAUUAACUAACUAACUCGGAGCGGCUAAAGCGCUCUCGAAUAUCUGAACACGUCUCUAUUGUCAAGGUAAGGAGUUCAGAUAUUUUUGAGCACCUAGGCCGCUCUGAUAUAUCUGAUGGCGACUGUAUAUGGUGACAUUUAAAUAUACAGUUUAUAAACCUACGAAAGCCACGUCUUAAAACUGGUAGUAGUAGUAAGUACCUUAUUGCACCAAACAAGUACAUAACAAAGAGGGAAUACAAUUAAUGUGUACAAGUGCGAACUCAUCCCUUUAAGGGACUUCUUCCAGCUAACAUGUUGAUGAUGAUGAUGAGUAAAUUGCAAGUACAGGAUGUUUACUUGUUUUAACCGAAAGGAAAAAGGUAAGUACCUAUCAGAUAAUCUUUAUAUUAUAGUAAAAAGCUAAAAAGCAUAUAAACAAUUUUUUGGACUGUGUUAGUAAGUGUACAAAGUCAAGUAAGGUUAAGCCCCAGUUAGAGCAGUUAGACGGAUCAAGAACUUGCAUGCAAUGUUAGAAUUACAUACAUUGCUAACUAUAGAGCAGUGUUGGCGUUAAUUAGAAUUGACCAUUAACCAUUACAAAUUGAAUCGUAAAACGUAACGGGCGGUUACAGUUUACGGGUCGGUCAGACGGCCAACACUGCUAUAGAGACAAUUAGGUGAGUCGAUUGACUAAAUGUCACAAUAAAGAUAGUUUAUUUUCCAAGUAGGCAUAUUACAUUACAAUGCGCUUAUGAACGUCAAAUAUAGCUACGCCGGCUCUAACCCUACACCUCUGAACCGAGAAUAAUUAAAUCCCUCCUAAACUGUAGGAGGGUAUCCAGGUAGUUUCUAAAGAUGCACUAGAUUGCUAAUGCAGGACGUUAUCAUUGCCAAACAUCGAUGAUAAAAUUGCUUAUUUUAUAGUAGGUAGGUAAUUAGGUAUGCUCGCGAAAUGACUUUUUGCUUAACAACAGUUUUGAAUUUAGAAUCUGUAAGCUCGGUGACAUUUUUUGGUAUGUUGUUAAAUCUUGUUGUAUAAUUUUAUACAAUUUCCGAAGAACCACUUUUCUAUUAUAACUGCCGAAUAAGCAACCAUAUUCGGCAGUUAUAAUAUUUAACUCAAUUGACAGCUAUUAAAAGUGUUAAAACUUCAAAUUAUAACAAUAUAUUUUUUUUCUACUCGUCGACUGUAAUGGUUGAAUUAAGAUUUCGAAUGCAAACUGUAAUUGGGUACUUUUCAUGUAUGGGCUCCCAACUCAACUAUAAUAUUCAUUUCGAAACGGUUUAGUCAACUAUAAUGAAAUGGACCAAUCACAGCUCGCCGCGGUCAAGAAGACGAAACAAAACGAUAGCUCAAAUUAAUAAUAUAUUUUGGGUUGUAUAGUAGAAACAAUUGCUUCAUAAGUCAUAAACGCACAUGUGACACCCUUAAUAUAGCAACAUCCAUAGACUACGAAAACCGCUUACCAUUGCGUGUUAGUCUCCAUAGGCUACGGUGGCCAAAAUCGAGAAAAAACUGUCUAAAAAUUGAAUUUAGCAAGCAGCAAGUACCAGAGCCUCAUGAGGCAAGGCAAGUUCCUUCGCUGUCUGGCGUUCAAGAGGUUAAGACUCCCCGGCAAGCUCGGCUCGUCAUUUCACCUUCCCAUACAAACGGAAUUUCGUUCUCAUUUUAAAAUUACGUGUUGGAGUAAUGAAAAUUUGCAUAUACUCGUACAAUGACAUGAGAUAUAUCUAGUCUUGUAAUUAGUGUAUAUAGCAUAGUUCCAGUUUAUAAAAGGAAACGAAAUAGAGCUAAAACAAGUUUUGUAUAGUUCAUAAAUCUGUCUAAUCUAUCGUCUCCGCAUAUGUGCGCCCUUUAGGUUUAUCGUCAUUUAUUGGCAAGCAUGGGAAUAACCCACAAGUACCCCUUAGAACCUUUGACCCCUUAGUAACCAUUUGACCGCCAAAGACGUCAACUGACGCGCGGUUACAGCCUGCAGCCCAAUAUCAACCUUCGUGCAUUACGACAAGGUUCACGAUGACGCGCCGUGCACGAUAAGCGUGGCGUGGCGUUCAAAUGGAUAACAGUGCGCACUGUACUAUAACCAAUGAGCGGAAUUCUUCAUAGCAAAAAUCAAACUGUCAGAGGGAUUGACCUAACUGUUUUAUCGACUUAUCGAUGUUACGGAAUAAUAUCGUAUUAGGUAUCCAUAAUCAACUUAAAAGAUUAUUCUGUAACAUUUGACCUCUUUGAUAAGCAACUUGCAUCUCCGUAUUAAAGUAAAUCAUGUCAGCGUCACAUAUGUCAUUUAUGUCACUUGAGUUUUCAUGAGUGAUUUCCGUGCCGUGUUACUAAAAUGGUUAAUCCUAAAAGAAAACAAUAACAAAAUGGAUACAGAAAGGUUCUUAUUUCAGUUUCAAAGAAGAUUCUUCCACAAUAUAUUGCUCUAAAUGUUACGUUCAUUUACAUCAUAAAAGUAUUUUCUGUUUUAUUCUUUACUAUUAUACCAAAAUACAGUGGCGGUCAGCUAAUUAGGGACACCUGUGUUUCGUUAAGUGACAAAUAUUUAUCGAUAAGUCGAUAAAACAGUUAGGUCAAUCCCUCUGACAGUUUGAUUUUUGCUAUGAAGAAUUCCGCUCAUUGACUAUAACAGUACGGUACCAACAUAUAGGUCGGUUCUUCCCGGUGUUUUUAGACAUAAAUUAGGGGUGCGUUCCACUUGAAAAUAAUAUAGUGCUGCAUGAGUUAUGUAAGUUAUUUAUGAGCCACUACUUAGUAUUAUAUCUACUUACUUACUCAAAUUCAUAUCAUUUCAAACACAGUUGUCGGUUGGCGGUUGUUGUUGUGUUGAGACAGAACAUACGUAGUGCGACAAAGUUAAAAACACGUUUUAAUAUUCCUGACAACAUACAAAAAAUAACCUACGUAAUUUGGUAGGGUUCAUUGUUACCCACCAUAAAAACGUCUACGUCACUUAGGACUUUUUAGAAAUAGGCAGAAAGCACAAGGGACACUAUGACAAGGACAAACAGUCAUAGCGCUUUCUCUGCUACUCCUACCGAAAGUUCAGUAAGAGUAUCUCGUUCGGUCAUUCGGUCCCCUCUCCCCCAUUUCAUCUGUCUAUGUAGGUAAUAGACUAAUAGUGCUUAUUGAAUACAAUGCUUCGCGUAAUUAAAUAUAGGUACCUACAGUAAGAAGUAAAAGCGAAUUUCGCACAAAAACCCUCAUGUUAACCAGUAAGUGUAAAUGUGAUAAUGGAACACUGCUGUUUUGUUCUACCAAAACCUUUAUCCCCGCCCACGAUUUGGCUGUUUACGACUUACACCCGCUUACCAAGCCCAUUGAUUCAGUUAAACCAGCCUAAGUGUGAUUUCAAGAGCAAGUGUAAGAAGACUAAUUCGGAGGUCACUCUUUAGCUGGUUAAGGUACGACCAUACGUUGCGUCAGCUCAACCGAUGGGAAUAGCAUUAAAAUCCUAGAGGAUCUACCGCGAACUACUUCGUUCGUUCGUCUAUCUGCCUCUCUAUCGCCCGAUUAUGCAAGUGUGAUAGAGAAAAAAAUCGAUUUACGAUUAUUGCGGCGGGUCCUCUGUUUCGACAAGUUUUGACCUAUUGUAUUUAGUGUAGUAGUUUCAGUUAAGUUUCGGUUCUGAAAUAGGACACAAAGUGCGCGUGCAGUGACUACAUUAAAGUUAUCAAUAAUAAUAAGGUGGUAAAAAAGUGAAGAGUAAAUUACGUUUUUACUAUAUCAAGAUGAGGAUAAAAUCAUUCGGGACAUAUUUGGAAACCAACGAAGUGCAUCCACGUCAGCUGUGGAACGAACCCGUGGUCAUCGACGGCCACAACUUCUUCUUCCGCACCUACGAGGAGAGCGGGCUCGCCUACGAGCUCGGCUGCGAGUGCGACCGCUACGCCGCCUACCUUACCCACCGUCUCUCCAUGUUCCACAAGGCUAACGUACAAUGCUACUUCUUGUUUAAGGGCGGCUGGAAAGACAUGGAGGAAAAAUUAGAAAAUAAUAUAAAGCCCCCUAAAGCUUACCUUAAAAGGCCGGUCUUCACAAAAAAUAUAAUCAAAGAAGUCUUACAACAAAAUAAUUUUCAAUUUGUCUUCUGUGAAUAUGAAUCAAAAAGUGACAUCAUCGAGUUGGCUCAAACACUCAACUGUCCGAUAAUAAGCCAAGAUAUCGAAUUCUGCUUCUCGGGACACCCGUACAUAUCCAUCGCUACGCUCAAAUAUAGCGAAAGUGAUAACUCCAUUCAUUGUGGAAUUUUCUUACUUAAGGAUUUUAUACAAAAGCAUAAAUUAACCGAGGAUAAACUGGCUACUUUCAUAGUAUUAACCGACGAACUAAUAUAUCCAGUGAAUUUUUUCUCUGAGGUUUAUAAACUAAUAUUUAACGGCUUAGUUUACGGAGUUUACAAAAGAAAUUUAAACUUGUUGGGCUGGCUAUCUAGACGCAACAGAGAUGAGAUUUUGAGAACUAUAUUUAGACUCUUGUCUGAAGAAGAUAGAAAGAUUUUUCUAGAGAAAGAAAUAGAAGCGCGGCGGCUGAUAGAGCGGCGCGAAUUCGACAGGUUCGGCGCGGCGUGUUUCUUGAACCGCGCCGUCGCCCGCGUCGCGCGCGCCGACCCGCUCUGGUUUACUAAAGGCGUCGCCUCGGCUCAUAUCGACCAAGAAUACGUUAACUUGUACCACGCUAAACAUUUCUAUGGUUCUAAAGCUUUAGCUGACAGAGAGCAAGACGACGCAAUGGUCCCGUCGUUGGAGAUUGUAAAAUACGCAUUCGAUUUACUAACAAAUUUCCAGAAUGACGGAUUUAAUUUCGUUUAUGACACGAAGUCUGCUCAGCAAACAAUGGUCGUAGGAGGCGCUUAUUCUAUCCCGCCGCCGGCGUACGAAGCGGAGAUAAGCGUAUUCGAGAAUGGGUGGGACUCAGUAGGAACACUAGGAUUGUUGGAGCAUUUCAUGCGGUCGACACUGCUGAUUGAAAACCUGCGGCACGCCGAGCGAGUACCAGAGUCGGCGCGGCUGCUAACUCUGGCACUGGCGUACUACUCGCGCCGCCGACCCGCGGCGCCCGCAGCACUGCCCGCGGUGGUGCUGCUCACGCACGUCAUGCUUGAUGUGGCCGUUGACAACCGCAACAACAAUCCGAUUGCGGAACACGUGACUGAAACUGAUUCCAGAAUAGCGGCCGCUAUAAUGGAAGAGUACUUUAAUGAUGUGGAUGAGAUCGAUCUGAAGUUGCUACAUCCGCUGGUGGAGUACCAGCUGUGCGUGGCGCAGUUGUCGGCGCUGAACGUGCUGUGCGGCGCGGAGCUGCCGCCGCCGGUGCUGGCGCGCAGCUACAACGCCACGCUGGCGUACCGGCUGCUUGGCGCCGCCCAACGCGCCCCGGACCACGUGGCCUUUAUAGACGAACUACUCAGCCCGGCUCCUACUGUAUAUGCUUACUUUAACGGCAUCCGUGAGGCUUACGAGGAUUUGUUGUUUGUUGAAGCACCGGAGGACUUGUAACUUUAGAUAUUUGUCACAUGUUAUAAAAUAGUUACGCUUUGCCGUUUAAGGGUGCCGACGUUAAAAUGUCAGUGACACAUUAGGGGUUAAAAUAAUAAUAACUCUUUGGUAAAUUUAAAAUAAGUUUGAUUACUUUAUUUAGCAAAACUUCCGUGAGACUAAGCAUAUUAAAUGUAUUAAAACGGGUCACUCACAUAUUUUAAAUCGAAAAUAAGUCGAGUAGUGUCAUCAGGUACUUGGUACGGAGUGAAACAUGUCAAGCAUUUUCGACUACGUGAGUGACCCGUUUUAAUAUAUUUACUAUACUUUAGUUAGUAGGUACUGGAUGGAUCAAAUAUUUCUUGUUGUUAUUUUGUGCCGUCUUUAUCCCGUCCUAAGAGUACAGUAACAAUUAACAAUAACAACAUAAUUUGAUAAAAAUAAGUUGUACAAUAUGUCAAGUAAAUAACUAACAUUAUGAAAACCCGGCUGCAUUAAGAAGUUUAAUGCAAAUAUGCCAAAAAUAGAUUACAUUGUAUUUUAUGUACGUAAAUAAUAUUGAGAUUUAUAUUAAGUGAUAAGAAAAGUUCAUUGACCUAAAAAACAUCGGAGCAAGGUGUCAAGAGUGAACAUAGGUAUACUUGACGUUCACUGUACCAAAGUGGAAAUUAGAAUUAUGAGAAGCUAUUAUUAUUAAGCUAGCCAAAACGCAGUAAUUUCAUUAAUACAUAGGUACUUACUUACAAAUAUCAGAUUAUUUUAGGUUAUUAUUUACACUAUUAGAAAUGAAUUGGACCGUUAAAAAUUCCACUGUUUAGAUUUUUUUCAAUAUACUUUUUUUAUAAGG